Molecule: messenger RNA, 4639 nt
Organism: Oncorhynchus kisutch (coho salmon)
Lineage: Eukaryota; Metazoa; Chordata; Actinopteri; Salmoniformes; Salmonidae
Product: LIM domain-containing protein 1-like
Exons: 8
Coding region: 735-2723 (662 amino acids)
Biological process (GO): negative regulation of hippo signaling; regulation of DNA-templated transcription; response to hypoxia
Cellular component (GO): nucleus; P-body; transcription regulator complex
Molecular function (GO): transcription corepressor activity
Source: RefSeq, a predicted model, not a curated record
AAAACAAACAGCGCUCCCUAAUCCCACGGUCGACUCCACACUAUCCACAUUCGGACCAAGAGGUUUGCUUUAGUUCAGUAUAUUUUGCCGUACGAACUUGUAAUAACUGUUCAAUUAUAGGCGAGCUAAAUUAGCGUUGUGAUAGGACCCCACUGGAAUUUGUUUAGCAACUUGCGGGAAAAGUUUGGAACGCAUGCACUCGCUACAAAGUUGCAAACAACGUUUUUUUUAAUGGAUGCUUCGGCUGUGAAAUUCGGAAAGGGGGCGCAGGCUGGGGUCGUAGGCUAUCUGAUCUGACUUUAUAAACAGACAGUAUCCUGUUGCGAGCAGAGUCAGCUGGCUCACGGAGGAGAGGACGGAGCUUCUUCUCGCUAUUAUUCGGAUCUUUGUCCAUUCCGGAGUAGGCCUAGGCAUAAUUGCUUCCGUGGGAUAGCUAACACAUUACGGGAGAAACUGUAAUUCAACUUCAGGUCGGGAUCUUCACGUCAGAAUACCGCUUGACAGUGCUCUCUCUCCGCUGCCUGGACUGGACAGAAGCCUGGUAAUCUUUUACUUUGAGAGGGACGAGGGUUUGGAUUUAAUCCUUUCGUUUCAAUUGUUUACUGUGUUUAACAUUGUUUUUAUUGGCUAGCCUACUUGUUAUUUUAUUUUGGACAGAACGUUUUUUUGUGACAGUUGUGGCUCGAAUCUUAAAUCAGAUCAUAGUUUAUACACAUUUUGUAAUUCACUUCAAGAUGGAUAAAUACGACGAUUUGGAUCUUGAGGCAAGUAAAUUUUUAGAAGACCUCAAUAUGUAUGAGGCAUCUAGGGACGGGUUGUUCCGAGUGAAGAGGGAUGCAGGGAACAACUCCGACUUUGAAGAAACCAGGAGGGUUUUUGCUUCCAAAAUGACAAAAAUCCACAUACAGAAACAGCAAGAGGAAAUAGCCAAAAACAAUUUGGCAGUGAGAAUGAACGGGGGUCACAACAGAGCGGCAGACAGCACGUUUUACACCAAAGACAGGCCGCCUAUCAAUAGCUACAGACAGGCAGGAGAAGCUGCGGCCAAGCCUCCCAUACUCUCUGGCCCUAUGCCAGGCACCGCCAGUGGCGCGAGUCAGUACGCGCCCUAUGACGCUCUGAAACACCAUUCACCCAGUCAACAGCCAUACAGCUACGGAAACAAUUACGAUAACAAGGACCGUUUUGAGCCGCAUUCUUACCACCACGCCUUGAGUCCCACCAGCCCAGGGAAUGCACCGAAACAUGCUUCUGGUCACCCUGCCAGUCCCUCUGUCACUUGGGCCUCUUACUCUUCCAGCCCUGGUGGAUCAUCAGGGCUUAUGUGCAGCCCACCUCAGCAGCCCCCACACCACUCACCAUCUCCCUCCUUCUCCGACAGCCUACCAUCUCCGAGCCCCACUAGACUGCACCAGAGCAAGGCUGCCACUCUACUAGUGCGGCAGAGACCCCCCAUGGUGGCUGGGGCUGCAGCAGACUGGAUGCGGAGCUUGGGGAACCCAGAACUGAUUGCACCGCUCCCUCUGAGUGCCUUCACUGGCGGAGCUGACCUGUACCAGCAUCUGUCUCCACAACCUGCCCCUGUUACACCGCCAACAGGCCCUUACUCAGCAGCACCCUGCAUGGCCCCAAGACCAACCGCCAACCAGGGAAAUCUACGCCAGAACGGGCUCUCUCAGAGUCCUGUGGCUCUCACUCCCAGCCCCACCCCUGCUCAAGGGGCUGUCCCAGCCCCACCUGUACACCCAUCUGAGACAACCCAGCCCAAAGCCACUACUGGAGCUUACUUCCCUGCCUCUGCCUCUCCCUCUGGAACCAGUGUCUCUAGAAGCUUUGGCCAGGGUCAAGGUAUAGGCCAGGCCCAGGGCAGGCAAGUGGCCAUGGGGGUGGAUGUGCCCUCUGGCCUAGACAGCCAGCUGUCCUCUGGUGGUGUGGCUUGCCAGCUCCAACACCAGCCCCAGUCUCUCAAACUGCCCUGCCAGACUCUCCAUGUCCAGCCGGAGCAGGGGCCGUCUGCCGCCGAGAUCAAAUUAGAAGCCCUGACCAAGCGUCUGGAGAAGGAGAUGGACGCCCAGCCAAAGGCAGACUACUUCGGGAGCUGUGUGAAGUGUAACAAGGCGGUGUACGGAGCCACUGCGGCCUGCCAGGCUAUGGGAAGCCUCUAUCAUGAUGUCUGCUUCACCUGCAGCGCCUGCAGCAGAAGGCUACGGGGGAAAGCAUUUUACUACGUCGGUGGGAAGGUGUUCUGUGAAGAGGACUUUCUGUAUUCUGGAUUCCAGCAGUCUGCAGACAAGUGUAACGCAUGCGGACAUCUGAUCAUGGAUAUGAUCCUGCAGGCCCUUGGGAAGUCCUACCACCCUGGCUGUUUCCGUUGUGUCAUCUGUAACGACAGUCUGGACGGAGUGCCCUUCACUGUGGACACAGAGAACAAGAUUUACUGUGUCAAAGACUACCACAGGGUCUUGGCCCCCAAAUGUGCAGCAUGUAACCAGCCCAUUCUGCCUUCAGAGGGCUCUGAUGAAACCAUCCGAGUGGUAUCCAUGGAUAAAGACUACCACGUGGAGUGCUAUCACUGUGAAGACUGUCAGAUGGAGCUGAACGACGAGGAGGGGCACCGCUGCUACCCGCUGGAUGGCCACCUCCUCUGCCACGCCUGUCACCUGAAGCACAUCGAGCCAGGCUGCGCCUCACCCACCGCUGCCUCCUACCAGCACCAGUUCUAGUUUUAGGAUCUAGUGCAUGGUGCCACCAGGUGGCCCUCUGAACUAACUGCCAAUAACCAACCACAACCAAUCUGCCCCAAAAAAUCUGUCUAUAAUGGUUUGAAUGAUAAUGUAUGCCUUUACUGUACAUCUCUGAUGUAAGUUAGGUCUCUGUUAGGGUUAAUUGUGCGAUUGGUUGAUUGAUUGAUUGCGUGUGUGGGAGUGUGCGUGUAAAUGAGAUUGACCUGUUAUAAUUUUUUUAUGAAAAAAUCUAUUUCUCUAUUGAAGACAAUGUUUAUUAGUUGUAAAGUGUUGAACUUUCAUCUGACACAAAUGUUAAUACUCUGGAAAUAUUUUUUAAAUACAUAUAUAUUUAAAUACCAAUGCCAAAGCACAGUUGUAUUUUAAUGACUGAUACCAAAACAAUUAAGCAUGGAAUUAUAACAAUACAAUUUAUAGUCUCAAUUAGGUGCAUUGUGUGUAAAUAAAUAUGCAUUUCAUGUGCUUGUGUAAAUAUCCUGAUCUUCAUUUUCCCCUUUGUGUGCCACCAAUUUCAGUUGCUCAGUUUGAAUCAAUGUGUUUGUAGAUACUGAUACAGUAGACAUAGUUUGCAUAGCUGAAUAGAGCAAUUGCCCAGUUUUGUUGUAUGUCUCCGUGUGUGGGUUAUGAAGGUGCGUUUCCAUUACAUUUUUUUACGUGAAAUACCUUCAUUACUCAUUGUAGCUUAUAUGCAGGUAGUGUCUAGAAAGACUAAGUUAGCAAUUUAAUACACAAACUGUACAUGGUCCUGUAUUAUUCCAUGUCAGUGGGAAUCAUGUUGUAUUAGUAUUACAUUUCUAUUGUUAAAUGAACCCUGGAUGUUCUGUUCCCAACACUGAUACUGGGCUAAUAUUCCCACUGUCCUCUGUCACACACCACUCAUAGAAUAUACUUUCUAAAUCAAAUCAAAUCAAAUGUAUUUAUAUAGCCCUUCGUACAUCAGCUGAUAUCUCAAAGUGCUGUACAGAAACCCAGCCUAAAACCCCAAACAGCAAGCAAUGCAGGUGUAGAAGCACGGUGGCUAGGAAAAACUCCCUAGAAAGGCCAAAACCUAGGAAGAAACCUAGAGAGGAACCAAGCUAUGUGGGGUGGCCAGUCCUCUUCUGGCUGUGCCGGGUGGAGAUUAUAACAGAACAUGGCCAAGAUGUUCAAAUGUUCAUAAAUGACCAGCAUGUUCGAAUAAUAAGAAGGCAGAACAGUUGAAACUGGAGCAGCAGCACGGCCAGGUGGACUGGGGACAGCAAGGAGUCAUCAUGUCAGGUAAUCCUGGGGCAUGGUCCUAGGGCUCAGGUCCUCCGAGAGAGAGAAAGAAAGAGAGAAGGAGAGAAUUAGAGAACGCACACUUAGAUUCACACAGGACACCGAAUAGGACAGGAGAAGUACUCCAGAUAUAACAAACUGACCCUAGCCCCCCGACACAUAAACUACUGCAGCAUAAAUACUGGAGGCUGAGACAGGAGGGGUCAGGAGACACUGUGGACCCAUCCGAGGACACCCCCGUAGUGUUAACUUCUAUUAGAUUAUUAACCCAAAUAUGGCAGUUAUUUCUGGGUCAACAAUGUUUCCAAAAUCCCUGCACACAAUUACCACCUAAGAAAAUAGAUAACUAGGUUUAUUCUAUUCCAAUAAACCCCUGAAUUCAAUAUCUAUGAACAACCCCUGAUAACCCAUUUUGGUUUGUAGUGACAAAAAAAGUUACUCUAAAUGAUUAAGUUUCAGUAGGCUUAGUCUAUCAUAGUUCAUGAUUUCUUAUAUUUAUCCUUGUUUGAAAAAAAUCCCAUGGUCAUUAAUCAUAUGUUCAAAGUAUGUGAAGUAUUCCAGUCGUUUACUGUAUUUAAAAAUGAUUUGAGAGAUGUCCAUAUCAAAUAUUUAACAAAAAUAAAUGCAUUGUAAUAGAU